Emiliania huxleyi CCMP1516 is the source of this 594-nucleotide messenger RNA. RefSeq lists its product as hypothetical. Gene Ontology annotation, molecular function: protein binding. The coding region runs from base 1 to 594 and encodes 197 amino acids. NCBI's taxonomy places the organism in Eukaryota, Haptophyta, Isochrysidales, Noelaerhabdaceae. The record is from RefSeq and is a predicted model, not a curated record. The transcript has a single exon.
AUGGCGAGCCAGCAGGGCCACCUCGAGAUCGCCCGGCUGCUCCUCGAGGCUGGCGCGGCGAUCGGCCAAGCCGAUGAGGAAGGCGUCACGCCGCUGCUCGCUGCGUGCCACAACGGCCACCUCGAGGUCGCCAAGCUCCUCUCCUCCUACGGCGCCUCCCGCGCCGCUACUCCCUUCGGCACGCCCGAGGAGGCCGCAAACCGCAAAGGCCACGCCGACCUCGCCGCCUGGCUGGUCGCCAGCCGCGGCUGGACGCCGCUCGCGCACCUCGAGAGCCUCACCGCCGCCCGCGCCACCUCCCUGCUGCGCAGCGGCGCAAGCCUGCACGAGGGCGAGCCGACGCCGCUGCAGCGCGCCGCGGGCGGCGAGGGCGAGGCGGCGGCGCCGAUCCGGCGGGCGGCGGCGCCGUGGUCGCCGGCAAGCCACUCGCUCUUCCCCGCGGCGGCGCGCGAGCGGGCGGCGCUCCUCGUCCUCUCGCUCUACGAGAUCCACGAGCGGCACCAUCUCGACUCGGCAGGAAACACGAACGGCAUCGCGGCGCGCGACUUUGUCGCGUGCGUGCUGCGCUUCGCGGUCACGCGCGAGACGGAGUAG